UCGCCCCCCCCGGCUCCUCCUGCGCCCGCCCCGGCACCGAUUGUUGACAAAAGACGCUGCGAGACGGAGCGAAGGAGCACCACAGCCCGGUACUGGUGUGGCCGAGGUGAUUCGGUUGUCGGUGGUGGUCGGACCGCAGCAGGCCGGUGUGAAGUGGACGCCCCCCCCCCCUUCCCCCUCCCCCCCUUCACCUCGCGAUUGGUAUUUACCGACAAAACCAGCGGCCGAGAUGGGUCACUGGCUGUGAGAGGAAGGGCCGGACCAGCGUUACAGGAGGAGGCGGCGGCCUUGGACAGGUCUAUUCAGCCGGGAAUGGUGUGAGCUGAGACGGCCAGGCAUUCUGGAUCUGACCGGGGACCCGUCAUUCCCCCGGAGCCUCCGCGGCUCCAAGCCGCGUCCUGAGCCCUCCAAGAUGGGGAAGUGCGACGGAAGAUGCACGCUGCUGGUGAUAUGUUCACUGCAGUUGGUGGCAGCCCUGCAGAGGCAGGUGUUUGACUUUCUAGGGUACCAAUGGGCCCCCAUCCUGGCCAACUUCCUGCACAUUAUGGCCGUCAUCCUGGGCAUGUUUGGCACCGUGCAGUUUCGCUUCCGAUACCUUAUCUUUUAUGCAGUAUGGCUGGUCCUCUGGGUGGGCUGGAACUCAUUCAUUAUCUGUUUCUACCUGGAGGUUGGCAACCUGUCUCAUGACAGGGACUUUCUCAUGACGUUCAACACAUCCCUUCAUCGCUCGUGGUGGAUGGAGCAUGGUCCCGGUUGCCUGGUGACACCUGUGCUAGACUCUCAUAUGGCCCCUGACGACCACCAUGUCAUCACUGUCUCCGGGUGUCUCCUUGACUACCAGUACAUAGAGGUGUUGAGUUCGGCGAUUCAGAUCCUAUUGGCUCUCUUUGGCUUUGUGUACGCCUGCUACGUGAGCAAAGUCUUCCAGGAUGACGAGGACAGCUUUGAUUUCAUCGGUGGUUUUGACUCGUACGGCUACCAGCCUCCUCAGAAGUCCUCUCAUCUGCAGCUGCAGCCUCUUUACACGGCUGGUUAACUGUUGGUCGCGCCCCCUUCAGGCCAAACCCUGACAGUGUCACUGUGGAUGGAAAGCAGCGGUUGCCUAGACUACACUCACUCUGUGUGUCACAGUUUACCGGAGGAAUGGACUUACCCCACCCAGAGGGAGAGACGUCUGUGCGUGUGUGCAUGUGUGCUUGUGUCUGAGAAAGAGAAAUACAGCCCUGAAUAGAAUGUACAGAGCUCAGGGAAGAACCAGCAUGCCAGGUGGUGUGAUAACAUGAAGGAGGAGGAGGAGGAG
Molecule: messenger RNA, 1300 nt
Organism: Plectropomus leopardus (leopard coralgrouper)
Lineage: Eukaryota; Metazoa; Chordata; Actinopteri; Perciformes; Serranidae
Gene: nkain1
Product: sodium/potassium transporting ATPase interacting 1
Biological process (GO): regulation of sodium ion transport
Source: RefSeq, a predicted model, not a curated record